Messenger RNA from Sorghum bicolor (sorghum), 2190 nucleotides. Its product is annotated as SH3 domain-containing protein C23A1.17. The transcript has a single exon. The record is from RefSeq and is a predicted model, not a curated record. Bases 507 to 1838 code for a protein of 443 amino acids. NCBI's taxonomy places the organism in Eukaryota, Viridiplantae, Streptophyta, Magnoliopsida, Poales, Poaceae.
CAGCCACAACACAAGACUGCAAACGCAGCAGAAAACCAGUGGACAUGGCCGUGGUUCGCGGCCAGUCCCCUCUGUAUCUCCCCUGGCCGUAGCUGUAUAGCCCGUGGCCGGUGCCGGUGCCGGUGCCGGUGCCGUUACAAAAAUAUACAACCCGGAAACCGACGAGCUCCCCGCUGCCGCUCGCUGCCUCUGCGCGCACCCGGAGCGCCGUUUCACGCGUCGCCCAGCUCGCCUCAUCUGCUUCCGCGAACCGGCCGUCCAGUCCAGUUCAGCGACCAUUUCGUAUUUUACCCUUACCCGCUUAUAUAUACGCGGCUUUACCACCGUUACCCCGCCUCACAUCGCUCCCGGCUCCUCGCUGCUCCCCGCCCACCGCCCGCCACCGCCCGUACCGGCAGCUCCAGCCAGCAGUGCCACUCCCCUCCCACACACACACACACACACACUGCGUAGUGCGCAAAGGCUGCCUCCGACUUUGAUGCGCGUAGCCGCCGCCGCUAACGUCCAUGGCCUCCGCCGUCGCCAGUAACCUCCCCGCGGCAGCGCCAGCCGCCGUGCCGGUGCCGUACGGGUGGCUGAGCACCCCGCGCGUGUCCUUCAGCCGCGACGCGGCCGCCGCCACCGACAUGGUGGUGGUCGUGGAUCCCGUCGCCGCCAUGGCCGUGGCGGCGGCCACGCCGGAGCCCGCCAUCUCCAAGGACUUCAUCGACUUCGAGUUCAGCCUCGGCGGCUCCGCCACCAUGCUCCCCGCCGACGAGCUCUUCGCCGACGGCAAGCUGCUGCCGCUAAGAAAGUCCGCGGCGGCGGCGGCGGCGCCUCUGCCGGAUCCGGAGGCGGCGGCUGCCGCGCCCCGGCCGGCGCUUCUGCCGGAGGAGGCAAUGGCAAUGCCGGCGCAGCCCAGCACGGAGCCGAUCAUCAAGCCUCUCCGCGCCGCGGCAGUCGCGGCGGCGGCGGCUGACGGCACCGACCCUUACGCGUUCUCGCCCAAGGCGCCCAGCUGCUCCAGCCGCUGGCGCGAGCUGCUGGGGCUCAAGAGAGCGGCGGCGGCCGCGCAGAGCCCGAGCGCCACCAAGGCCUCGGCGUCGCCGUCGCCCACGGCGACGGCCAAAACCCCCGCGGCGAGGUCGACGAACUCCGCGGCGGCGAGGUCGCUGAAGCUCCUGCUUCAGCGGAACACCACGGGGCGCGCGUCGGUGGCCACGGCGUCGGACCUCGCGUCGGCGCCGCUCCUUCGCGACAGCUCCGACUCAGAGGCGUCGCUAUCGCUAGCAUCAUCCCGCUUCUCGCUCUCCUCGUCCUCGUCCUCCUCCGGGCACGACCACGACGACGUGCCCCGCCUCUCGCUCGACUCCGCCGACCCCAACCCGCCCCGCAUCCGCCUGGUCCGCCGGUCCUCCCACUCCCACUCCCAGCACCGCCACUCCACCUCCUCCUCCACCCGCGCCGGGCGCAGCCCGGCCCGUCGCCGGCCGUCGCCACCUCCACCCCCACGCUGCCUCUCCGUAGACUCCCCGCGCAUGAACUCGUCGGGCAAGAUCGUGUUCCAGGGGCUGGAACGCAGCUCCAGCUCCCCCUGCAGCUUCCACGCGGCGUCCAAGUCGCGGUCCCGCGCGGCGGUGGACCGGUCCUACUCGUCCGGCGUCCGCGUCGCGCCCGUGGUGCUCAACGUGCCCGUGUGCUCGCGCCCCGUGUUCGGCUUCUUCAAGGACAAGAAAGACUCCGGCACAGCCAAGGACGCCGCCGCCUCGGCCGCCGCUGCCGCGACCGCGAGGUCCAGGUCGUCGCUGGGGCGGAAGGCGCAAGCGUGGAGCGGCGAGCUGACGAGAUCCUCCGGCUGAUUUGACGAACCCCGGCCCGGCCGUUUGACUUGACCGGGCAGCUCGCAGCCGGCGACCUAGCUAGUGUUUGUCUCGUUUGCAUGCAGAUCGGCGGCUGUUGCCAUCGGGCGACCAUCAUGAUGAUGAGAUGAGAGGAUGGAUAGCUUUGGCUGCUGGUUGGUUUUAACUGAAUUUUGUUUCUUCUUUGGAGACGACGACGACGAUGAUGGGGGAGGUGGUUGUCUAAUCAAUUGACUGUUUUUUUUUACCUCUUUGCUUCUUCUUUUUUUCGCUCGACUGUAAAUUCGAGUUUUGUACUACUACCGCUCUCUUCUGAUUUGGUUGAAUGAAUGCGAAUUGAAAUCCUCUCAAA